Messenger RNA from Sclerotinia trifoliorum, 2023 nucleotides. The record is from the annotation of a GenBank genome assembly. NCBI's taxonomy places the organism in Eukaryota, Fungi, Ascomycota, Leotiomycetes, Helotiales, Sclerotiniaceae.
AAGAAUAAUUGAUUUUGCCCAAUUACAAUCAAUCUCUUCCUAGUACGUGAUACUUGAAAAUAUUUUUAAUCUACGUAUCUGAUAAUAUAUUUAAAGAUUUGAUAAGAAGAUUACUCUUUAUUUUGACCACAUACAAAUCACAAAUAUGGUAAAUCUCAGCGAUGUUAAGGGUAACACCCGCGACAAUCGAACAUCUGCACAUACGCAUAUCAAAGGUCUCGGACUUCGAAAUGAUGGGACUGCUGAGAGACAAGCUGGGGGUUUUGUUGGACAAGCAUCAGCUCGAGAGGUGAGUUGGUGUGCAUAGUGGAUGGCAAGGCUUUUACUGAUACAUUAUAAUUACAGGCUUGUGGUGUGGUCGUCGACUUAAUUCGUUCACAAAAAAUGGCCGGCCGAGCUAUUUUACUCGCAGGAGGACCUGGAACUGGAAAGACAGCUCUUGCCCUAGCUAUCAGUCAAGAACUCGGAACAAAAGUGCCAUUCUGCCCCAUCGUCGCAAGCGAAAUAUACUCGACGGAAGUAAAAAAAACAGAAGCGCUGAUGGAAAAUUUUCGACGAGCCAUUGGUCUGAAGGUCCGCGAGACGAAGGAGGUUUAUGAGGGAGAGGUUACAGAGUUGACACCUGAAGAAGCUGAAAACCCGCUGGGAAGCUAUGGCAAGACCAUCAGCACAUUAUUGAUCGGGUUGAAGAGCGCAAAGGGUCAAAAGAAGUUACGAUUAGAUCCAAGCAUUUACGAAGCUAUACAAAAGGAAAGAGUCACAGUCGGAGAUGUCAUCUAUAUCGAGGCAAAUACUGGAGCUUGUAAACGCGUUGGCAGAUCGGAUGCAUAUGCAACCGAGUUCGACUUGGAGGCGGAAGAAUAUGUGCCAAUACCAAAAGGAGAGGUUCACAAGAAAAAGGAGAUAGUGCAAGACGUUACUUUACAUGACCUGGAUAUCGCAAACGCCAGACCUCAAGGAGGACAAGACAUAAUGAGUAUGAUGGGCCAAUUGAUGAAACCAAAGAUGACUGAGAUCACUGAGAAAUUACGAGCUGAGAUUAAUAAAGUGGUCAACAAAUACAUUGACCAAGGAGUGGCAGAGCUUGUUCCAGGAGUGCUUUUUAUUGAUGAGGUAUGUAUCAAGCCUUCAAUACGCCUUCCGUUUCUGGAUCACUAACAAAUUGCAGGUUCACAUGCUCGAUAUUGAAUGCUUCACAUAUCUGAAUCGUGCUCUCGAAUCAACGAUUUCUCCCAUCGUGAUUCUCGCUUCCAAUCGUGGCAUGUGCACCAUCCGUGGCACCGAGGAUUUGAUUUCGGCACAUGGAAUUCCUUCUGAUCUUUUGGCUCGCCUUUUGAUUGUUCCCACAAAUGCUUACGAGGCGGAUGAAAUUAAAAGAAUUCUUCGAAUUCGAGUUACAGUUGAAGGUCUAGCCAUAACUGAAGCUGCAUUGGACAAACUCACAGAACAUGGUUCAAGAAUUAGUUUGAGGUAUGCACUGCAGCUGUUAACACCAUCUAGUAUAUUAGCGCGAGUAAGCGGGCGCAGUCAGAUUGAUGUGAUAGAUGUCGGAGAGUGCGAAGAAUUAUUUAUUGAUGCACGGAGGAGUGCCGCUAUUAUGAACGGUGAAGCUGGUAAUGGGUUCAUUUCAUAGACAGCAUCCGCUGCGGCUGAUGCAGUUCAUUGGCAUGGUUACACCCAUUGGGACAGGGGUUUAUCAAAAAGCUACUCGCUUCGUUUGGCGUCUAAAGGGGGUUUUCUGUUUGCAGUUAUUCAUGGAUUCCGUAGCUAAACACUAAUUGGGAAUAAAAUUCCUCCCAAAUUGGAAGUAAACAUUCCAGUUACACGAUUUUAUUUAGUAAGCAAGGUUAUUUAUUUAACCAAUGUUACCAAAGCGUUUUCUUCCUUUUGAUUUUUGAUUUCUUGGGAAUUAAGGAAUUACUGGGAGUGAAUAUUGGCAACGGAGUUCACUCAAGACAAAGAAAAACGCAUGCGAAACUGCAGCUGUGCAGUCUUCCCGAGACAACAAAGACACCAACAUUUG